Messenger RNA from Melampsora larici-populina 98AG31, 2184 nucleotides. RefSeq lists its product as uncharacterized. Lineage: Eukaryota; Fungi; Basidiomycota; Pucciniomycetes; Pucciniales; Melampsoraceae. The coding region runs from base 1 to 2184 and encodes 727 amino acids. The transcript has a single exon. The record is from RefSeq and is a predicted model, not a curated record.
AUGAUGCACUAUCUUUACCUGAUCAAUACGCUCUUGAUAGGAUCAAUCGGCCAAGUAAUAUGUGUUUCAGUUAAUCAUGGAUCCAUGGAAAUAAGAAAGUCGAUUUCCAAGCUUCAUGAAUCACCACGAGCUUUCAAUAGUGGGUCUGACAGUCAAAAUGUAGCACAUAUAGCGGCACAACCAGCCACUCAGGUCUGUCCAACCCCAACUCAUGAACAACAAAGGGAUUCGGAAUUACAGGAGCUCUACCAUAUGACACUGAAUGCUAGAGAAUCUCAAGGAAAAAAGAGAAAACUAUCACCCGACCUGAAUAUUUCUCAUCAUGUCUCUGGGUUUCAACAUAUGGCUCUCAUGACAGGGGAACCAACCAGGAAGCCUCAGUUGCUAACAACUCCCUCUCUUGAAAAACAUAAGGAUGUGGAGAUACAGUCGCUCUCUCAUCUUCCACUCAAUGCUAAAGAAACCGAAGGCAAAAAGAAAAAAUUAUCAUUUGACUUGAAUCUUCCUUAUGAUAUCUCUUGGACUGAAUCAGGAAAUGAGUCACCUAAUCAUCGCACAAUGACAGAUCAAGUGGAAGAAUAUGUUCCAAAGCAUGGAUCUAGCUACUACUUUUAUGAACAACCAAACACAUUCACAUCUAAUGGGCCCCAUGCUGUAGUUAACACUGCUUAUCACAAGGGAGAAAGGGUAUCCAGGUUACAGCCAAGGCCAAGGAAGAAAGCUUUGACUAACACUAACAAAUCUGGAAUAUUUCAGUACACAGAGUUACAGCCACCACUAGCUUCAUCGUCCAGUAGAAUGUCCAAUGCACGCCGAGAUAGGCAACGUGGACCGGCUAUUUUUUGGAGGUAUACCUUCAAAAAAAGUGGCGAGUCAACCCUGCUUGCUGACCACAGAGUUAGAAAGAUAGGAGAGCGCUGGCAUAUGGUACCAUCCUUUCCUGCUAUUGCACAACAAUUGAAGCAACAAGGAUUGAAAUUGGCCAUUCAUAAAGGUCUACAUCCAGAGGACUCGUGCAAAACAAGAUUGGCACCUUGGUUUCAUACCCUGGAAAUGGACAUGCAGAAUAGAUUUUGUCUCAAUACUGGAAGCAAAGAGGGAUCAUAUGAUAUCCAUUUGGCUGUAUUAAGAGCAAACAAUUAUCUUACUAUGCAAUUUUUAGCCAGUCUCCAAGUGAUUCACUCUGCAGGUCUAAAUGAGAUGGAUAAACUGUUUCCUGAUGGAUUGGAAUUUAUUGAACGUUUUUUGGAUAGUUGGAGGCAAGUCAAGUGGGAUGGUGCACUUGUUCAAAGUAUUGAUACUUCAAAAUGUUUGGGUACAUACACCCCUUUGCAAAUAUUGAGUCACUUUUUGAAAUCAUCCAGAUCCUCACAAUUAUCAUUAUGCAUUUCUUGGAGCCUUUGUAAUGAUUGGUACACUGUGUCCACUUACACACAAAAGAAAAAGAUCAGUUUUGAAGAUUAUGUUAUAAUGAGUCACCAGUACCUAGCAAGAGCAGAAGUAUUUCCUGAAUUGGAAGUAGUACCUUUUAGUGCCCCUGACAUGUCUCAAAUGAAAAGACAUUCUUUAACAGAGAUACACUGGGAAAAUAUUUCUGCUGACACAAAUCAUUACAGAACAGCUUGCAGGAUGAUGAAAACAGUAGGAGAAAAAGUCUUGAAGAAUUUAUUGGAUAAAGGCUCAUCACUAGAAUUCAUCGAAUCCCAUUGUAAUCACAUGGCACAAAAGGAAGUGAAAUGGCCACACUCAUGGAAAGGGAAUAUCAAUUCACUCAAACGGAGGGUCAAGAAUGAAGUUUUCCCUUGCACCCUUGGUAUGAUUCAGCUUCUUUAUCCCUUCAAUAAUAAACAAGAAGAACUCAAUCCAGCAGUUGUUGAAGGUUUUCGGUUUCUGAAGAUGCUUAUCAAAAGUUGGGGAGAAGAUGAUUUGGAAAGAGCUUGUGAAAUGGAAUCUUUCAGUGUUAAAAGGUUUCAUAAAUUUGAUGAUGCAAUCUCAAUUGCACUACUCUCCCAUUUGAUGAAGUUGGCUCCUGACUCAAAGAUACAAAUUGCUUCAAGUGUGUUUUGGGGACUUUGGCAGGUUUUGAAGAAAAUGGAGGGGUUUAAAUUUACCACACGAUUACCUAUCAAAAAACAGUCUGAUUUCAUUGAAGCUAUAAAUAAGGCAUGCAUUGAAUCAGGGUAA